AUGAUGCUGCCGCUCCUGAUCCUGUUGGCCUUGCUGCUGCCCUCCAGAGCCUUCAUACUGAUCAAAGGGGGUAAAGAGGCCGCACCACACUCACGGCCCUACAUGGCAUCAAUAACAGUCACUGAGGACAACCAUAGCUGGAUAGCAUGUGGAGGUUUCCUGGUGCAAGAAGACUAUGUGCUGACAGCAGCUCACUGUUACAAAAGGAAUAUGACAAAUAUCUUUGUCACCCUGGGAGCUCACAAUAUCCAGAAAAAGGAAAAUACGCAGCAGGUCAUCCCUGUGCUUCAAGCCUUCCCUCACCCAGAGUUCAGCUCAGAUUUAAAACUCAAUGACAUCAUGUUACUGAAGCUGAAACGCAAGGCUCAACUGAACACAGCUGUGCAGACCAUUGCCCUACCGAGGAGCCAGGACUGGGUGAGAGCAGAGCAGAAGUGCAGUGUGGCAGGCUGGGGAUUAAUGAAUAAUGGCUGGCUGUCAGACACACUCAAGGAAGUAGACCUGGAAGUGCAGAACAAGCAGGAGUGCAGGCGAAUCUUCCCACACUAUGAUGACACCACCGAGCUGUGCGUGGGAAACCCUCUGGGCAUUAAGGACAUGGGAAUGGUAAGGAGACAAUCAUCUUUCCUAUCUUGCUUCAGAAACAAAGUGAUUCUAAUUCCCCAUGGUCAGGCAUUCACUGGCCAUGAAGCCAUGGGUGACUCCGGGGGACCCCUGGUGUGUAACAAUGUGGCUCAUGGCAUUGUCAGCCAUGGAUAUGAUAACAAACCUCCUAAGGUCUUCACGAGAAUAUCCAGCUUUGUGCUCUGGAUCCACCAAAUAAUGAAACGUUCUAGCAUAGCUAAGUGA
Messenger RNA from Loxodonta africana (African savanna elephant), 849 nucleotides. RefSeq names its product mast cell protease 8-like. Gene Ontology annotation, biological process: proteolysis. NCBI's taxonomy places the organism in Eukaryota, Metazoa, Chordata, Mammalia, Proboscidea, Elephantidae. The record is from RefSeq and is a predicted model, not a curated record. Gene Ontology annotation, cellular component: cytoplasm; intracellular membrane-bounded organelle. The transcript is spliced from 5 exons. Gene Ontology annotation, molecular function: serine-type endopeptidase activity. The coding region runs from base 1 to 849 and encodes 282 amino acids.